Molecule: messenger RNA, 3918 nt
Organism: Mycena indigotica
Lineage: Eukaryota; Fungi; Basidiomycota; Agaricomycetes; Agaricales; Mycenaceae
Product: General substrate transporter
Exons: 27
Coding region: 1-3918 (1305 amino acids)
Biological process (GO): carbohydrate transport; transmembrane transport
Cellular component (GO): membrane
Molecular function (GO): carbohydrate:proton symporter activity
Source: RefSeq, a predicted model, not a curated record
AUGCCGCCCGCCUAUCGUAGGCUGGGCCUUGUUGGUCAACCACUUCUCUACUCCAUCUCCAUAUUCGCAAGCCUAGGCGUCUUUCUCUUUGGUUAUGACCAAGGCGUUAUGAGCGGAAUCAUUACUGGACCUCUAUUCAUCGAAUACUUCAAAGACCCAACUGCUGGAGAAAUUGGUAUGAUGGUCGCCGUUCUCGAAAUCGGUGCUUUCAUUACCUCGCUCGCUGCUGGUCGUGUUGGUGAUGUUGUUGGUCGUCGGGGGACUCUCUUCAUUGGUGCCCUUGUCUUCACACUCGGUGGGGCAGUACAGACUCUGACUGUCGGGUUCUGGUCCAUGAUUGUCGGCCGAAUUAUCAGUGGUUUCGGCGUAGGACUGCUUUCUACCAUCGUGCCGAUAUAUCAAAGUGAAAUUUCUCCGCCAAACCACCGUGGUGCCCUUGCUUGUAUGGAGUUUACUGGGAACAUCAUUGGAUACUCGGCCUCAGUCUGGACCGAUUACUUCUGCUCCUUCAUAAAUUCACACAUGGCAUGGCGAAUACCACUCUUUAUCCAAUGCGUUAUUGGCGCUAUUCUGGCGGCAGGCUCUCUGAUAAUGCCUGAGAGUCCAAGAUGGCUGAUCGACACUGGGAAAGACGCUGAAGGCAUGGAAGUCAUUGCCGAUCUCCACGGCGGUGACCCCGAUAACCUCGUGGCUGUCGCCGAGUUUGAAGAAAUCAAAGACAAGGUUCAGGAAGAGCGAGAUUCCGGAGAAGCUAGAUCAUAUGCCAUGAUGUGGAAGCGUUAUAAGCGCAGAGUUUUGCUUGCAAUGUCGUCUCAAGCAUUUGCUCAAUUAAAUGGAAUCAACGUGAUUUCAUACUAUGCUCCACGAGUUUUUGAAGAGGCCGGCUGGGUUGGCCGCGAUGCCAUUCUUAUGACUGGGAUCAAUUCCAUUAUCUACAUCCUAAGCACUCUUCCUCCCUGGUAUCUUGUGGACCGAUGGGGACGUCGCGCUAUUCUGUUGUCUGGAGCCAUAGUUAUGGCAAUCGCGCUGGUCGCAACUGGAUAUUGGAUGUACAUAGACGUGCCACAGACAGCGAAAGCGGUCGUAGCCUGCGUCAUCAUCUUCAACGCUGCGUUUGGUUACAGCUGGGGUCCAUUACCUUGGCUAUAUCCCCCCGAAAUCAUGCCUCUGACGAUUCGAGCCAAGGGCGUGUCAUUAUCGACAGCGACGAAUUGGGCGUUCAACUUCUGGGUCGGGGCAACAACGCCUGUCUUCCAAGAACUCAUCGAAUGGCGACUAUACCCGAUGCACGGAUUCUUUUGUGUCUGCUCCUUUGUACUCGUGUAUUUCCUCUAUCCAGAGACGAAAGGUGUCCCAUUGGAGGAGAUGGACGCAGUGUUUGGAGAGGACGAACGAGAAGAGCGGUUAGAUAACGAAUCGGAGAGGGCGUCGUUAUUGGCCAUGUCGUCACUUUGUGAUUCCCUCAUUGGAUCCGUUUAUAUUCGCAACAACCACAACCUGUUGGCUCCACUCUUUGGUUUCUUUUCCCCACCAAUGUGGUCCCGACGGGUAGUGUGGGCCGCUGUAUUUGCCCUUGUCGGGGUUGUUUACGCCCAGUCGCCUACCAGCAUUUCCCUCUCCGUCUCUACCAGCUCCUUCACUUCACUAUCUGUUUCGGGAAGUCGCACAGUGUCCUCAGUUCUACCCACCCUCGUCAAUGUCAGCGUAACGAUUACUCCAACGUCAGCAUCAGCCUCGCCAACGACUUCUCCCUCUCCCUCUGCAUCUGCUGGCCCAAAUACCGUUCUCGCCACCAAACUCGAUCCCGCGUUUGGAGUGUUGGGUGCAAUCCUCAUAAUCACUGGCGUGCCCUCCGCCUUCUUUGGCCACAAAAACAGAUGGACCUCAUUCUUUUUGAUUGGUUUCUACACACUCUCUCUCGUCUGUUUUGUCCUUAUUCUUAAGUUUGGCAUCCUUACCGCCGUUAAUCCACCUAGCAAAGUGCUACGCGGGAUGUUCGUGCUGGCUUCUGUAGUCGCGGGAAUUGCGGGUGGUGGAGUGUCCAUCUUUUUCUGGAAAGCCGCGCGGUAUUUCAUUGGAGGUUGGGGCGGCUUUGCGCUGGCCUUGUGGAUUCAAUGCUUCCACAACGGCGGAAUCAUUAGGACCGUUGCUUUCAGAUGGAUCUUCUACAUUGGUUGUGCCGUGGUUGGCUUCGUUUUGUGCACCGUCCCCAAGAUUCACUAUCACAUCUUGUUGGUUUCAACGGCAAUGGUCGGGUCCUCGGCUUUCAUGCUGGGAGUAGACUGUUUCACCACCGCUGGUCUCAAGGAGUUUUACAUCUGGAAUCUCGGCUUCCGGUCACUGUUUCCGAAAUACGUGAACAACGGCAUUCAGUUUCCUGUCUCGCAGACGAUGCAGAUUGAACUCGGUUUAAUUGGAGCCAUCACCUUGAUGGGCAUUGCAGUUCAAUUGCGCGUCCUGACCGUCCUUCAACGCAAGUUGCACGAGAUUGCCGAGGAGCAAAAGAAACGAGACGAGGCGGCCGAAGUUCAAGCUGCGGGGGCGUUUGCAACGGUACUACGAGAGCGCGAAGAGUGGGAAAAACAACAUCCAACCAUGUCCAAACAUGGCAGACAAGAAAGUGGCUACUCCAGCAUGCCGUUAAUGAAGGAUCACGAUGGUUCAUCGUCUCCCGUCGCCGGAGAGUAUCGCUCUUCUACGUUCACUCUAGUCAACGAAGGCCGAACUCGCCACCAGUCGGCCGGCUCAGAAUUUUUAUUCGCUCCCACGCCUGACGACGAACUUGCCCGCGCCACCCGUAAUUUACAGAGUCCAGGUGCUCUUCCUGCUCUCGAUUUGGGACUGGGUAUCAAAGAUGAUGUUCCUCAUAAUUUUAUCGCCAAAGACGACCACGCACGCAGUCCCGAGUUGGAUGGCGAUCUGAAACGAAAGCAAGAACUUGAGGCUGAAAUUCAAACCAUACGACGUUCAAUUGAUGCUCUAAAAUCCGAAACCCCAGCUCCUUCAUCGUCGGCCAACUCUCGCCAUCCCUCGCUCACCUCAAGACGAACACUAAGUAUCGACGCUGGCACUGCCCUUCUUCCAACUCCAGCCCAUAGCCGUCCUCCUCGAGAAAAUGACCCACGAGCUCGAGUGCACUCAAUGGAACUCUCGCGCUUGACCAACUCACGUGCAGGAGCGUCUAUUGGUCGUCCUACUAGUGCACCGCUUCAUGAUGACUGGGACACCUAUGUUCAAGAGCGCAAACUAUUGCAACCACCCGCGGGUGUGACACCUCCCAUAACGCCAAACAGAAUCCCAAUAUCUCCUGCGGUGACCGAUGCGUUGAACCAACGAAAACGACGAGAAAGUGCCAUGGGUCUGGGAGAGCCAGCAGCACCACUGGCUGACUCAUCCGAAGACUUGCCGUUGGCGCGCAUUCCGGUUGCUCAUAACCGAAGCUCGUCAAGUGGACAGUUGGGUCCUGUUAACAUUCUGCCUCCCCGGAAACCUAUCGCUGCUCCUACACCUCAACGCCCUGCGCACGUCCGAACUCGUACUUUUGAGGAACUGAACGAAAGACAUCGAGAGAAGAUGCGUGACUUGCAAGGUCCUCUCACAAAUGCUACCCAAGAAAAUGCCGACCUUGAGGCAGCCAAACAGCGGUGGGAGAAGGCUAAAGCGCUUGAGAAGGAGGCUGUCACGCGGAGACAGGCGGAAAAAGCUGCGUUGGUUGAGCGUCGGAAAGAAGAACCCUCUACACGUCGGUCACAUGACCGCGCAGCUUCACGCCAUUCCCGUUCUCUCAGCGCGGACAAACUAGGCGCGGGAUCGAAGCGGCUGUCCACCAUGAAGGUCGAAGACUGGCAACGGUACCAGCAGGACGCAGCAGGAGUGCCUUUCCCAGAUCGUCGGCGGCAGAGAGACCCACCAAGUUAA